Messenger RNA from Rosa chinensis, 629 nucleotides. RefSeq names its product non-specific lipid-transfer protein 1. Bases 18 to 362 code for a protein of 114 amino acids. Gene Ontology annotation, biological process: lipid transport. The transcript is spliced from 2 exons. Gene Ontology annotation, molecular function: lipid binding. Lineage: Eukaryota; Viridiplantae; Streptophyta; Magnoliopsida; Rosales; Rosaceae. Gene Ontology annotation, cellular component: membrane. The record is from RefSeq and is a predicted model, not a curated record.
UACUCACUACAACAGGUAUGGCCAGAUUUGAAGUCUAUGGGUUUGCUUUCAUGAUGUUACUGGUAUCCAUGCUGGUGACUACUCCUUAUGUCAGUAAUGCAACCAUAACUUGUGGUGAGGUGACCACCUUACUCACUCCUUGCAUUCCAUUCGGAGUGUUUGGAGGGGUUGUGCCACCGGAUUGUUGUGCUGGGAUCAAAGGGCUCAAUGCUGCAAAAAAGACAACAGAGGAUCGAAGAACUGCUUGUACUUGCAUUCAAGAAGGAGCUGCUAGGAUUCCUGGGAUUGAUUAUGAUCGUAUAAACAUGCUGGUUCUCCUACUCCCUACAAAGUUGAUCCAUCUACUAAUUGCUCUCAGGUAAGCUGAAUCUACUGAAGGCACUAUCCUACUGAGACUAGGAGAAUAUAAAUAAAGCUUCCAGGAAGACUUCGUGGAACCUAGAGAACUGUCAGCAAUUUGUCACACAAUGCUUUUGUGGUUUUUUUUUUUUCUUUCUUUUUUUCUUUUGGGGGUGCUCAUAAUUGUUACACAUUUUAUGAUAAAUUGAGUAGAGUUAAAACCUAGUAUAUACUUAUGUGCAAACUCUACAAAUUGGAACCAGCAGCAUGAAUAAGACUACUAAAUCAAA